AUUUAUAGGAAGUACCAGCAGUAGCUGAAAAGUUUGAGAGCUGUUAGUGUUGUCACCUCUUGGAUUCAUCGGACUUGGAGAAAAAUACUGACUACAAUGCCGUCUUUUGACGAGUUCUUAAAAGAGGCUGGUGAAUUUGGAAGGUUUCAGAUGAGGGUCUUCCUCCUCUUGUGCCAGACUGGCAUAACUUUUUCUUUUUUAUUUGUUGGAAUUGUAUUUCUUGGACAGGAUCCAGAGCACUAUUGGUGCAGAAUCCCCAGUGCAGUUGAAUUAAGCAAGCAUUGUGGAUGGACCUUUGAAGAAGAGAUAAAUGUUACUAUUUUAGCUUCAAAGCUGGUGAAUGACUCUUUCCAUGCUAAGUGCAGCAGGUAUAAUAUCAAGUGGAAUAGCACCUCUUUUAGCUGUGCCAACCCACUGUCUCAUUUUACCAAAAACAGCUUGGGCAAUGAGCCAAAUACCACAUGCCAGGAUGGCUGGCUAUACAAACAACCUCAUUCAACUAUUGCCAGUGAGUAUAAUCUUGUGUGCGACAACAAAUGGAUAGUAGAUAUGACACAGUCUAUUCUCAAUCUGGGGUUUCUAGUAGGAGGGUUCACUCUGGGCUAUGCUGCAGACAGAUACGGCAGAAUCGUCACGUAUCUCUUUUCUUCCUUUGGGGCAGGCCUGUGUGGCCUUAUAGUGGCUUUUGCACCAAACAUUACAGUGUUUACAAUAUUUCGCUUUCUACAAGGUGUAUUUGGAAAGGGGACCUGGAUGACAAGCUUUGUGAUUGUGACAGAGAUAGUUGGUUCAGAUCAACGAAGGAUUGUUGGGAUUGUAAUUCAGAUCUUCUUCACCCUUGGAGUUGUGCUUCUUCCUGGAAUUGCUUAUUUAACUCCCACAUGGCAGGGGAUUCAGCUAGCCACAACGCUCCCCAACUUCCUAUUCCUGUUGUAUUACUGGAUGGUUCCUGAAUCUCCACGAUGGCUAUUAACUCGCAAAGAAGGAGAAAAGGCCAUCAAGAUUAUGCACUCCAUUGCCAAGCAGAAUGGGAAAACUCUUUUGCCACAUUAUUCUGAGAUCACUGUCACUGAUGAAGAGGUUAGUAAUCCAUUUUUUCUCGAUCUGGUUAGAACUCCGCAGAUGAGAAAAUUCACUCUCAUACUAAUGUAUGCCUGGUUCACAAGUGCAGUGGUUUACCAAGGGCUUGUCUUGCGCCUGGGAAUCAUAAAAGGAAAUCUUUAUUUGGAGUUUUUCAUCUCAGCCUUGAUGGAAUUGCCUGCAGCCUUUUUGAUCUUACUGACAAUUGACCGCAUUGGCCGGCGCCCUCUCUUUGUGACAAGCAGCAUAGUGGCUGGUGUUGCGUGCUUCAUUACUGCAUUCUUACCCAAAGAUCUAUUAUGGUUAAGAACAUCAGUAGCAAUCUUGGCAAGACUGGGGAUCACCAUAACUUUUGAACUUGUAUAUCUUGUGAAUACCGAAUUGUAUCCUACAACUUUCAGAAACUUUGGAGUUUCAAUCUGUUCUGGCCUGUGUGAUAUAGGGGGUAUUGUAGCCCCUUUUCUGCUCUACCAGCUAGCAGCCAUCUGGUCGGAACUGCCACUAAUUAUCUACUGUAUACUUGCUGUUGUUUGUGGGAUUCUGCUGUUAUUUUUACCUGAGACAAAAGGACUUUCCUUACCAGAGACAGUGGAGGAUGUGGAACAACUAUCAUCAAGUUUCAGAAGAAGUUGUGGGGAAAAGAAACAUCAGAGAUCCAGCAUGUAUAUUUGAUCUUUUACCAAUGUUGCCAGAGCAUUAUCAACCUGCUGAUUUGCAAUUUGAUGUCCAUUAGACAGCAUCAUCCUGCCAGAUGGAGAAGAUGGAUCCAGUUGUGUUUUAAUAAAUAGCUCUAAAUGCAUUCUUUAAAAUAUAAAGACAUUCAAAAUAAACAUAGUGUUUUCUACAACUCUGAAAAUAUGAACAUAUUUUUGAGCCUAUUGUUUCCAGAUAGGAAACUGUUCUGUGUGUGGCUAUUGAGGAGAGUAAUUACUUCCAUUAAAUAUUGGUUUAACCUGGAUCUUGGUUCUUUGUAUAUACCUGGUCCUCUUGGUCAUCCUUCACCUUCUCUAAAUAGGGAGAACAGUUGUUUCAAACUAUUAUUGGAUUCUUUGGGAGACAAACUAAAAGGAUCCAUAACGUCGUGAUGAAACCAGAAAACAAAACUACUCAAAGGAUUCAGUGGGACUGAAGUGAGGCAGAAUGGGAAAAGAGUAUUUUUUGUUUCAAACAUACACAAACAAGAGUAAAGACUUAUUGAUUACAAUUGUGUGCCACCCUUCCUCCAAGGUAGCUGAGGUGGUUUCCUGUUUUUACCUCACAAUCACCUGAAUAGUUACUUUCCAAAGACCAACCAGUGAUCUUCUUGGCUGAGCAAGGAUUUGAAUUUAGCAAUCUAUUCACUGCACCACAUUCAUUCUCAGUAAUAAAGGCAUUAAGAUCUGGGAUGGACUGCUAUUGUCAGCCUGGCUCUAUAAAGAGCCCAGAGAGAGAAUGUAGCUUCCCACUCAGAUGCUGAAACAGAGCUGUAAACUGAAGAACUGAUCGUGCACCAGUCCCUGACUGAAGAACAUCAGCUGAUCAAACUUUACAGUGUUCUGAUGAAGGCUCAAGUAUGUUUAUCUUGUCUUUUAAAAAGGAGAGAAAAUGUUUGCGCGAUUGUUGACUUGAAGGCCAGGAGGUGGGGGUAAUUAUCAAUAGCCAAGAUUUCCCUCUUAUUGUUGGUACUUGGCAUGAAAUGCAUAUAUUGUCUUUCAAGAUUGCCUAUGAUAUAGUUUUCCUACUCAGAAUGAACAAAACGAGUAUGUGAUGUGUAACAGCAAUAAUGUGCAUUGGUAUCAAUAGUUUUAAGUUCCCUCUUUUCUGCAUAGUGGGAAAUUCACGAUAGCCUUUUUAGGCCCGUUCUAUUUGUGUGCGAGAGAACAGUGUUAUUUUAUAUUGUAACUAGCUGACCACGCACAGAGCAUCUGUGCAGUUGUGCACUGAGCCUGUUGCAUCCCCCCACAGCUUGCUCGCUUGCUCGCUCUCCCCCCCGCAGCUCACUCACUUGCUUGCUCUCCCCCCCGCAGCUCGCUCGUUGGCUCACUCUCCCUCCCACAGCUCGCUCGCUCUCCCCCCACCCUGCAGCUCUCUCCCCUCGCAGCUCUCCCCAUUGGGCGGGCCAGGGCCAGGCCAUCCCGCUGCCACCUCCCACCUCCUCCUCCCAGCUGGUAGGGCUUUGCCCGCCGUCUGCCCACCUCCUCGCCACCGCCAUUAUUUCUCCCCGCCACCGCCUUCUCUUCCUGGCCGACGAGGCUUCGCCCACCGUCCACCUACCUCUUCUGGCCAGAGGGGCUUCGCCUGCUGGCCCUCCACCUCUGCAUCCUGACCACCGCCAUUAUUUCUCUCCACUUCAAUGCUGGAAUUCUUGCACGCUCUAGAGCAUCUGGGCGUUAGUACUUGAUUGCUCCCCUCACCUCAGAGAUCUUCCCACUCUCACCUGAGCUGCACUCCUGCUCCUUCUCCAUCCCGUUGCUUCCAUCCCACUGCGGCCUAUUGGCCAAGCUGCAUCCCCUAUCCCCAGAGACCUCCCCCCAGGAACAGCAGCAGUGGUUGACCGGGCCGUUCCUUGCUGCUGCCACCACCAUGACCACUCGCUCCCCUCAGGACACUGACAGGCCCAGGCCCAUCCCUUGCCUGCCUGCCUCCCUCUGACAAUGACCUCGGUAGCCCCAAACAGCAGCAGUGGUUGACUGGGCCCUUCCUUGCUGCUAGUGCUGCCAUGGCAGCUCAUUCCCCUCAGGCUUCUGACAGGCUCGGGCCCGUCCCUUGCCCUUCGUUCUGUCUCUCUUCCCCCUCCCUUCUUUUUCUCUUUCUCUCUCUUCCACUCACUCUUCCCCACUCUUUCUUCACCCUCCCUUCAUGUUUUUCCCCUCUCUCUCUCCCUCCCUCCCUGAGUUAACAGAUUUUGUUCAUCUUGUUUCCUCAUCUAAUUCACACAACGGCAGCCUCCUUCUCCUGAAGGGGCUCUUUCCUCCCUCUUUUCGCAGACCCCUGCCCACUAUCCUUAUAUUUAGAUAAAUAGAUAGAUUCCUCUCUUCUACAAUCACGACCAUCUUCCAACCAGUAUCAGUUGCAUUCCAACUGACUAACCAUCACAGGCUCCUCCUCCUUAUCUGCAUAGGGAAUCCCCACUGCCCAGUCACCACAGUGCCACAGGCUCCUCCCCCCCUAUCUGCAUAGGGAAUCCCCACUGCCCAGUCACCAUGGUGCUUCUGCUCUCACAGGCUCCUUCUCCCUAUCUGCAUAUGGAAUCCCCACUGCCCAAUCAGGUGAUUCUGCUUGAAAACUCUGUCAGCCAAUCACCUCCUUUCUACCACGUCCCCACGCAUGGCCUGUCUUGGAGAAUUAAUAAUAUAGAUAAUAUUUGUAGUAAUAUUUUACUUCUUUAAAAAUGAGCAAAUAUUACAGGAGUACAGUAGCAAGCACAAAAGUGCUAAUCCUAUAGCAACACCAAACCCUGUUAGAAUCCUACAACUUCCUUAGCCAAACAAACCACACAAUUUCUUCUUGCUGCACACAGUUCUGACUGAGAACUAGGCAAAGGAUUGUGUCUUCACUACGUGCAGGAGAACUCCACUGCCCCAGUCUAGCCAAUGAGUUUUGUGAGCAAAAGCAGCCUUCCACAUAUGUAGAGAGAGUGCAGAUACACAUCUGCAUGUACAUCCACAUUGUCAUCCGCACUGAACUGGCUGGAUGCAUCUUUAUGCAUUUAUAUGAAAAUGCACAUCCUUCCAAUCCAGAGCUACUAAUUGCUAUUAUUGGCUGCUUAAUUAUGUCCACUCCAUUACUUCAUUAGACUUACCGAGACACAACUUGUGUCCUGUUCCCAUUUUUUGUCUUCAUUAUCAAAGUUAAAAUAAUAUAUUAGUGAGAAUGCACUUUAUUUUUCGUUCAUUUUCAUGUACACCAAAUUUGUGUUAUAUGUUGAUAUAUUUGAAUAAAUGUUUUUCUUUGUUUAA
Messenger RNA from Hemicordylus capensis (graceful crag lizard), 5018 nucleotides. RefSeq names its product solute carrier family 22 member 3 (gene SLC22A3). The record is from RefSeq and is a predicted model, not a curated record. Bases 97 to 1752 code for a protein of 551 amino acids. Gene Ontology annotation, biological process: transmembrane transport. Gene Ontology annotation, molecular function: transmembrane transporter activity. NCBI's taxonomy places the organism in Eukaryota, Metazoa, Chordata, Lepidosauria, Squamata, Cordylidae. Gene Ontology annotation, cellular component: membrane. The transcript is spliced from 11 exons.